Messenger RNA from Fusarium mangiferae, 2817 nucleotides. RefSeq lists its product as uncharacterized. Lineage: Eukaryota; Fungi; Ascomycota; Sordariomycetes; Hypocreales; Nectriaceae. The transcript has a single exon. The coding region runs from base 1 to 2817 and encodes 938 amino acids. The record is from RefSeq and is a predicted model, not a curated record.
AUGGCAACGACUCCGUUGGACCCGUCUCACUUCGCCCCAAAUGCUUUCGAUAUAUACACAGAUGCUGUCGCGAUAAGGGCGCCGACUCCCAGCUUGCCAGGAGGAGCUUGCGGUUUCGUGGACCUAAAUCCUGGUGCCAAUGGAGCCCGAUGUGGAUGCCGGAGGUUCUGGAGUCGUUGCCCAACUGGCAAUCUUGUACCGGACCAAUCCCAAUGGUGUAUGUGCAAUCACCACGCCUGCUAUCAUGAGGAGGGAUCUCGUGAUGUUCAGCAGCCCGAGGUUGGUAUACCAGGCCAGGAGAACGAAAGACCCAGGACCGGAAGAGAACCGUUAAGCCCCGUAGUGGACAUUGCCGUCAAGACGCCCCCUGUGAUACCCGGAAUGGAUUUCUCGAGUUUUAAUGCAGGAGCCUUUUCUUUCAUCCAAAGGACACCAGACCAGAGAUUGCCGGACCAGAGAAUAUCCGCGGAUACCGCCCCAUUUUCACGGAUUCCUGCCAGCCAAAACCUCGGUGCUUCUGCCUCAAUCCCGGAUACCUUAAGCUGGGGUUGCCUUCUUCAGUCUCAGUCUUGCCCUUCUGCUAUCCCACCGAUACCGGCCCAGUGUUUGAUUGCCUCUCAGACCGCAUCGACAACCUCAUCCGCCCAAGCCAAAUAUCUCCGGCCGUUCGCAGGAAAGGGACUCCACACACUCAAUGGGCUUACAGCAGAGAAACCUCCGUCUCCGACUCAGGCCAAUACCCAGGAUGUUCCUCCAACUUCUGUGCCUCAGAACCAGGCGCCACCAGCUGACUCUUUUACGUGGACUUCCCAGGACUACAAACCACCUGACACUCCCCGCGCAACCACACCAACCCAGUCCGAACCCCGAGCUACAGCUUUCAGUGCCGCUGUUUCGCGUCGCGCUUUCAAGAAUCUAUCUGAUAUUGUCAGCGGCCACGACCAGCGUUUAGAUCGGCUGGAGACGGUCUCAUUCACAGUAGCGGGACACGAGGAAUGCCACGAAAAGCAUGAUCACGCCGACAUUCGCAUGACUGAUUUAGAAAGUCGCGUUGAGGAAGUGGAAAAACUUGUCAAUGAUAACAAGAGCGUUCUCAACGACAGCAAUAGCGUCACGUCUCGUCGUGGCGAUGAUGCAAGUGUGAUAUCGGUAUCGACCAGCACUACGAGUCGGCCAACUCACUCACAGGAGCUUUGGAGUCAGGUCCAAUCUCUACAAGCACAGGUGGUGCAAUUACAGUCGCUGAUGCCAUCCCCAAAUCAUCCAUUUGAGAUCGAAGUAGUCUUUCUGCCUUUUCCCCUCAAAAAGGUGUGGCAGGAGGCACAGCAGUUCAAGAACGAGCCACAAAUCUCCAAUGAUGACUGGACGCAAUUACCCAUGACGCACAGCACUGCAACUCUCCGGUCUGAGAUGUCGCUCUACCCUGACUGGAUGGUCUCGGAUCAAGAUACGAAAUGGCUUCUGCCUAAAGCUUGCGCAGACAAAGGCGUUAUUGAUCGACGAUUGCGCAGCCGUGGUCUAAUCAAGACGAUAUCUGUCAAGGGCUCAGACGCCCGUAGCGUUACCAUGGCUAUGAAUGCAGCCUUUGGUCACCUCUUUCGCGAGAUGAACAUUUUCUCUCGUCCACAAACGACAGAUCCUCGCUCAUCAUCCUUUUUGGGACUUCAAUCCACUUGGGUCCCCCUUCGCAAAAUCCAUAAGGACUCACGAUUACGCUUCCUCAGUCCCGCUGAGAUGAUGACUCCAGCUGUGUGGGAUGUUCAGUUCCUGAGCCAAGUCAUGAUGAGAGCUUCUGAGCCUAGGUUGUUCGUAACUCAUCCUGAUGCCUACCUUCAGGACUUUCAAGCCUAUGAAAUGGGCUGGACGUGGCAGAUGCUCAGGGAAAUGAGCCCGGUCGCUCCUGAUCCAUCAGCCUCACUAGAUGAAGGCAAACCCUAUGAAGAGUGCUGGUCUUGGGUUGAGCAGCUCGAUGAGCCACCAAGUGCAAGCAACUCCAUGAGCGUACGACCUGACAAGGCACCCACCUCAUCAUCACCAUCACAGACCUUUUAUCCAGCUUUGCAGUCAAUUAAAUCUGCAAGUCCGUCAGUGACACGUGCUCAGUCGCCUUUGCUCAGCAGACGGGGCUCUCGCCCACCUCACAUUAGAACUUCUUCAAUGCCCAUGUCUGCCCCCAUACAAGCCUCGCCUGCUCUCAGCAGACGCCGCGUUGCGUCAUAUGGACAGAGCCGUCGCUCGUCCCCAGCUCUGCAUGCCAACUCCCAGGCGGCAAUCAUGAAGCGUCGCCGCACAAGAUCACCCAGCCAUCGUUUUACACCGAGAUGGACUGCUUCACCAAGUCCAAUGCCUCUUGGAAUUCAUGAUCGCCAACCAGCGCGUGGCACUACUCCCUUUGCCUAUGCCACGCCGUACAGCAACGCUCCUCUCCAGGAACGACCUAUUCGCGCUGGAAGUGCUGCUCCUGUUCCCGCCCAGGAUGACUUCGACGAUGACUCUGACUUUAACAUCGAGAUUUAUGAGAGCGGGUCCGAAGACAUGGAAGACGCUGAAAGUGUGAACGACAUGGAGAUCGUCACACAUAACCAAGCUCUCGUAGAGCAAGGUUCGCAGGGCUGGCAGCUUCCAGAAGAUGAGCCGUGGCCUGGGAUCGAGGACCAACGCGAGGCUUCAGACGGCGAAAACGUUGAUCCUCACCAGACUGAUCCUGACAGCAAUGUCAGCAGCCAGCCUUCUGAGUAUCCCAGUACACAAAAUGCGUGGCCAGAUAACAACGCGGCCGAGUUUCACAUUCACGAAGAUGACGAUAACAGAUCAUGA